Trypanosoma conorhini is the source of this 1275-nucleotide messenger RNA. Its product is annotated as putative chaperone DNAJ protein. Gene Ontology annotation, biological process: protein refolding; response to heat. The coding region runs from base 1 to 1275 and encodes 424 amino acids. The record is from RefSeq and is a predicted model, not a curated record. Gene Ontology annotation, molecular function: Hsp70 protein binding; ATP binding. Lineage: Eukaryota; Euglenozoa; Kinetoplastea; Trypanosomatida; Trypanosomatidae. The transcript has a single exon. Gene Ontology annotation, cellular component: cytoplasm; cytosol.
AUGGUGAAGGAAAGCGAGUACUACGAGGUCCUCGGCCUGAGCGUGGAUGCCGUCGACCACGACAUCAAGCGGGCCUACCGCCGGCUCGCGCUGAGGUACCACCCGGACAAAAACCCCGGCGACCAGGAGGCGGCGGAGAUGUUUAAGCGCAUCAGCCACGCCUACGAGAUCCUCAGCGACGAGGAGAAGCGGCGCAUUUACGACCAGCACGGCAAGGCGGGGCUGGAGGGCGGCGGCGGCGGCGACGGCGAAUUCGACGCGUCCGACAUCUUCUCCAUGUUCUUUGGCGGCGGACGCCGCCCGCGCGGGGAGCGAAAGCCGAAGGACCUCGUGCACGAGCUGCGGGUCUCGCUCGAGGACCUGUACAACGGGAAGACGCGGAAGGUCUCCGUCACGCGUGAUCGGCGCUGUGAGGCGUGUGACGGCAACGGCAUCAAACCCGGGGCAGAGCGCCGCACCUGCGUUGCCUGCCGCGGCCAGGGCUCCCAGAUGUUCGUGCAGGAGCUCUUCCUCGGCAUGCACCAGCGCGUGCAGCAGACGUGUCAGAGCUGCGGUGGGGAGGGCACCACUGUGCGGGAGGUGGACAUCUGCGGCCGCUGCCGCGGCAGCCGCACGGUGAAGGAUCAAAAGGUGCUUGAGGUGCACAUUGAGAAGGGGAUGCGGCACCAGGACGUCGUGCGGUUUGACGGAGAGGGCGACGAGGUAGUUGGCAUGCGUCUCAAGGGCGACGUGCUCAUCAUCUUGGCGCAGAAGCCGCACGACGUCUUCCGGCGCGUCGGCAACCACCUCCUCAUGAACUACACCAUCAGCCUGCAGGAGGCGCUCUGCGGGUUUGAGCUUCCGGUGCAGCACCUCGACCGGCGCAUGCGGCUGAUAAAGAUCCCGUGCGGGCAGGUGAUAGACCCCGAGGCGGCGUGGGUGGUCCGGGGGGAGGGGAUGCCGCUGCCGAACACAGGCGGGCUGGACCGCGGCAACCUCGUCAUCCACUUCGAGGUGGAGUACCCGACGCAGCUGGGCGCGCGGCAGCUGAAGAGCAUCGCCGCCGCCCUCGGCGCACCGGAGACGCUCCCGCGGGUCGGUGGGCAUAAGUUGGUGCUCAGCGACUUGAGCCAGCGGCAGGGGCGGGGGCGGAGCGGGUCGGGGCGCGCCGCCGCUGCCCGGCGCCGGCAGCAGCAGCGGCAGAUGCCGAUGCCCGGCGGCAUGGGCGAGGAGGGCUUCGCGGCAUAUCACGGCGGCCCCGCGGGGACGCAGACGGUGCAGUGUGCCCCGCAGUAA